AGCCGCGCUAAGGCCGCAGUUGCUGGCAGUGCGCGCGGCAAGGUUGGUGGCUCGGAGCUCCCCAGUUCCCCUGAACACUCGUCUUCUCUUUCUUUCGUGGAUAACUUGCUGCUUUCCGACCGAACCAUGACUCUGGAGGAAGUCCGCGGCCAGGAGACGAUCCCGGAAAGCACGGCCAGGAUGCAGAGCGCUGGGAAAGCGCUGCACGAGCUGCUGCUGUCCGCACAGCGCCAGGGCUGCCUCACCGCCGGCGUCUACGAGUCGGCCAAGGUCCUGAACGUGGACCCCGACAACGUGACCUUUUGCGUGCUGGCCGCCGACGAGGAGGACGAGGGGGACAUCGCCCUGCAGAUCCACUUCACGCUCAUCCAGGCUUUCUGCUGCGAGAACGACAUCGACAUCGUGCGUGUUGGCGACGUGCAGCGGCUGGCGGCGAUCGUGGGCGCCGGCGACGAGGCGGGCGCGCCGGGCGACCUGCACUGCAUCCUCAUCUCGAACCCCAAUGAGGACGCGUGGAAAGAUCCCGCCCUAGAGAAACUCAGCCUGUUCUGCGAGGAGAGCCGCAGCGUCAACGACUGGGUGCCCAGUAUCCCCCUCCCCGAGUGACGGCCCUGUCGCGGAGACCUUUGUCUGAUCAAUGUGGCGUGAUGCACCGGGCGCCUAGCGCGUGGCUGGGUCUGGGGAUUCAGCCCUCAGAGGGAGCCGGAAUGAGUCGAUGGACUGGCGGGCAGGCGGUGGCGCUUGGAGAGGGUGAGCAGGAGCGGGCCGUACCUUGGAGAGAGUGAGCAGGAGCGGCGGCGAGCGGCAGGCUGGCCCGCCCGGAGCCCUGAGGAACUUGGCAAGUGUCAGGAGCUCCUGCUCCCCCGGAAGGCCGAGGCCGGGACGUCGGCGGCAGGCGGCGGGGAAGGAGGACUGGCUGGGCAGGCGUGACUCAGCAGCCUGCGCUCUCAGGAGCUAGGGGAAAGGCGAGGCGGUUGUGGACUCCUUACGGUUACAGGAUCUGUGCCGAACUCAGCAGCCUUUCCCUGCGUUUUCAAAACGGAUCCAGGAGAUGAUCCGAGUUUUAAAGGACACAGCUGUGGAAACUUUGAAUUUGCAAUAAACUUACUGAAACAAACUUACUCUCUUUAUUGAGGGCUGGGGAGUCUGGAAACCCUCGUGGCGCAGUGGUUAAGCGCUACAGUUGCUAACCAAGAGGUUGGCACUUCAAAUCCGCCAGGCGCUCCUUGGAAACUCUAUGGGGGCAGUUCUACUCUGUCCUCUAGGCUCGCUAUGAGUCCGAGUCGACUCAACGGCAGUGGGUUUUUUUGGAGGGAGUCUGCUGCGGGGGCGGCUGGCCACCCGGGUUUCAGAUGAUCCGUGAAGCUUGGAACCGAUGCCACCUGGUUCUGUUUUCCUCUUGGGCACAUUACAUGCUCCGGGGUGCUGGAUGUGGAGCAGGGAUGCUGGUGAAGAGUUAGGGUACAGCUCGAAACCCUGUU
Messenger RNA from Loxodonta africana (African savanna elephant), 1481 nucleotides. RefSeq names its product growth arrest and DNA damage inducible gamma (gene GADD45G). The record is from RefSeq and is a predicted model, not a curated record. NCBI's taxonomy places the organism in Eukaryota, Metazoa, Chordata, Mammalia, Proboscidea, Elephantidae. Gene Ontology annotation, cellular component: nucleus; cytoplasm. Gene Ontology annotation, biological process: regulation of cell cycle. The transcript has 4 exons. Bases 127 to 606 code for a protein of 159 amino acids.